This is a messenger RNA of Zootermopsis nevadensis, 6095 nucleotides long. RefSeq names its product cadherin-AgCad1. The record is from RefSeq and is a predicted model, not a curated record. Gene Ontology annotation, cellular component: plasma membrane. NCBI's taxonomy places the organism in Eukaryota, Metazoa, Arthropoda, Insecta, Blattodea, Termopsidae. Gene Ontology annotation, biological process: homophilic cell-cell adhesion. Gene Ontology annotation, molecular function: calcium ion binding.
UGUAGGGAGUGAACCUGUUUGUAUGUGUGUGCGAGUACACAAGCAACAAAGAAUUCUGCAGCUGUUUGUGUGACGGAAUGGAAAAUUAUACAUGUUGCUUAAUUUUUUUAAGCGUAAAUGCGUGUAAUAUUCCUUUCAAUUGCAAAUUAUCUUGAACGAUUCGAAGCUGUAAAGCAAACCCUUCGGGUCCAAGACAAACAACUGAAGUGCUACUAGGCGACACUUUUUCGCAGCUAUCAGUCAACUUCUACUGUAUUUUGCUUUGUUUAAUGAGGCCUUAACGCACCGAGGACAUUCACAAGGAUUCCUGAAGACCCAGUUUUCUUAUUUGAGAGUAAAAUAACAUAGUAUUCAAGUAGAGAAUCUGUAGUUAUCGCCUAUGCCACACCGAAAGGAAAUGUACAUGACAAUAGUAUUUAUCUACGCACAUUCAACUAGAAAUGUCGUGUGAUUAUCAAUAUUUUAUCGAUACCUUAUCAAUGCCUUAUCUUCACUUACACAUAUCAGUCGUCUUUUUUCCCCAGCUGAUCACGUCAGUAUCCAUUUUGGAAUUGUUCACAAGCACCACGUUUAUUUUCUCUGUGUUAAACUGCUGUUGUUUCAACUGAGUUUGCAUUUAUGUGUGCGGGUACGAUGGCUGCAGUCCUGCUGUUGGGCUCGCUGGUGUUCCUUGCUACUGUAAAGGCGGACUGCAAUUCCAACUUGCCACUCGCUGAUCCUGACCCCAACGAUGAUGACGUGACGGUGAUAUUCUCUGAUUACAUAACACAGAUUUCCCUAAAAGAAGGGAUUGGGGACAUCCAGAUAGCAGUUUUCAACUGCGCCGAUUACGAUGAACCAGAGAUACAGAACUUCGUCACUGGAAACAAUAACGACUUGGGGCUAGUGACUGAGAAAGACAGUGGCUUUUGGUUCCUUGUCGUGAAAAUCGCCCAAGAUUUUGAGGUGCCAAGCCAAAGGGCGUACAGAUUCUUCGUGCAAGUAGCAAACAGUCGAGAGGAAGUUGUUAUUAAUUUAAUAAAUCUGGACGACGUUGCUCCAUACUUCAGUCCAGCUGACUCAAAGCCUUGUGAAGUCUCUGAAACCCUCAAAGGACCGACCAGUUGCCAUCUUUUUGUGUAUGACCGAGACGGAAUUAUGGACGACAUGAAGUACACAGUAAAGGAAAUGGAAGACGUAUCACAAGUUAUUGAAUUAGUUGCUGAUCCUGAUGGAACGUGUGGGCCUGGAGAAUUGGACUGCAAUAAUGUUGUGCUCACAAUAAAAACAGAACUUGAAUUCAUUAUCAAGCCAGUUCACUCCUUAAUUCUUCAAGUAGAGGAUAAAGGGGGUAACGUCGGGACAUUACCAUACAUCUUACAAGUAAAAGCAGAGAACAAGGAAAUCCCUACGAUUACACCAGCAAGUCUCACGGCAGAAAUCGACGAGCAAUAUUCUGGAGUUAUCGACUUCGACACGCCUAUAACAGUUUCAGACAGAGACAGCGUGGAAUAUGGACAGUUCGUCAUUACACUGGUGGGUGAUGAAUCGAAUGACUGUCACAAGGCUUUCGAUGUAAUUCCAAAUGCCGGCUACAGGACGACCAUUGUGAAAAUCUCUGUGGUCGACCCAGCGAGGCUGAACUAUGACGAAGGCACCUGUAAUGACGUCAUUUUGAAGAUUAAGGCAUCGGAGUUAUACGAUGACACGCGAAUUGGAGAAGCCCGAGUCAACAUAAAAUUGAGAGACGUCAACGAUGAAUCUCCAAUAUUUGAAAGCCAGGAUUUCUUCUUUAGAGUUGAUGAACACGCAGAACCAGGAUCUUAUCUAGGAACUGUGAAAGCUAAGGACCUGGACAUCUUUGACGUUAUACACUACAGCCUGACAAGCAAAACGUACCUGGCAAUCGACAAUCUCACUGGAGAAGUGUCGGUGGGAGGCGACUUCAAUUACGAGAGGCAGCCCCAAGUGAUUGUAACAGCGACCGCCGAGGACUCCAACGACCCUCCCCACGUUGCCUACGCCCAGAUAACUGUGGACGUCAAUGAUAUCAAUGACGAAAAACCCGAGCUCUUUAUGCCGUCAAGUCCGACGAUCAUAGACGAGAACACUCCAAUCGGUGAAGAACUGGAUGUCGAGAUCAGUGCCACAGACGAAGACAGCGAGCCAGAGCUGUGGUUUACCAUCGACUGGGAGACCUCCAGGGCGGCCAAACAAGGCGUGCAGCUGGACAAGGAUAAUUUUACAGAAUGCAUUACCAUCGAAACUACUGUCGACCCCAGCAACGCACGGAGUGCAAAGGCGAUCCUGACGGUGGCCAAGGUGCUGGACUGGGAAGCUUUCGACACACUGUAUGUCACCGUCAGUGUGGAGGACAGAAAAACAAACGAAAAUUACCUUGACAAGAAGUUCUCGAAAGCAACGCUGACUAUAACAAUCAAUGACAUGAACGAUAAUGCUCCAGUAUUCUCGGAUGUUGAUGAACUUCGCUUCAAGGAGAACUCCGACGAGGGCCAGCUCAUUGGCGUCAUCAUCGCCACAGAUCCUGACGGAAUUGGGAACAACGAAGUGAGAUACUUCCUGGAGAAUGACCUCUAUGAAAAGGAAUACGUGAAGAUUAACGCCAUAUCAGGCGAACUUCGAACUGGCAAAGACAAGAUCGACUUCGAAGAGAUCACGGAAAUAAGUUACGUCGUGAUCGCAACCGACGGAGAGAAUUCAGAACAGAAGUCAAUCACGAUUUACAUAAAUGACGAGAAUGACGAAAGCCCUCAUUUCAUUGGCGACUACAGCGCACCAAUUAAUGUGUUAGAAAAUACGGUUGAGAAGAGGGAGCUGAUAUUCAUGGAAGCAACUGACGGCGAUGCCAGUCCGGAGUUCAACACACUUAGGUACGAGCUGGAAGAACGAUACAGAGGAAUUUUCGACAUCGAUCCUGUUACCGGCGAAGUUUUCGUGCCCAGAGGCGACAGCAACAGACUGGAUUACGAAGCUGCUCGUAGUCACAUCGUCCAGAUCACGGUCAGGGACCGAUGCAACGAGGGAGACAUCUGUUAUGCUGACAGCUCAAGUGACACGACAAGUAUUACCAUCAACUUAGAAGACGUGAACGACAAAGCACCUGUAAUUAAGAAUGGAGGUGGAGUUCUGGCUACAGUCUCCGAACUAGAUGGCCAGGGCGUCUUUAUCGGCUACGUGACGGCAGACGAUGCCGACUCCGGUGAAAACGCAAAGCUCACUUAUACGCUCACAGACGUCGAACCACCAAAGGGUUGGGAUCUGUUCACUAUCCAAGACGACGUCGCCACAAACACAGGGACGAUUACAGUUAAGAAAGAUCUGCUGAAUGAAUGGGGAUCGUAUCUUCUGACAGUGAUGGUUCAAGACAUUGGAAAUCUAAAUGACACUGGUACCUUUACCAUUAUUGUCAACGAUAUCAACAAUAACCUACCAGUAUUUGUGCGACCUGACAACACAGCGGAUAUUAGGCUAAAUAUUGCGGGUAACAUUCCGGACACAGCCUUGACCGAUGUUAAUGGACGGAAGAUCAUCUUCGAGGCAAUCGACGACUUGGACAACGGACUUAACGGAACAAUCGGAAUGUCUUACAGCCUCAAGGGUGAUGAUACGGCGAUGGAGUACCUCACCUUGUCUCAUAACGAAAUUUGGCUGAAACAAGAGUUUACUGAGGAUAUGUCAAACAGGUUCAAGAUUGUGGUAACUGCAUGUGACGGCGAGAGCAAAGAUUUUCAACAGUGCGCAGACAAAGAGACCUUCGUAAGAAUGAAAGUAAACAUUCAAUACGAACCUACAUUCGCUGAACCCGAAUGGGAAACAAGUUUUACAGAAAACAAAACGGGAUUAGGAGAAGAGAAAGGAAUUGAUAUUAAAGUAACAGAUCGAAAUGAUGAUGAAGAUUGCGAAGAAGGAGACGUUUGUAAGGACAACAUUUAUUAUUUCAUUCAUGAUGGAAAUGAAGACGUAUUCCAUCUGGAGAAAGAGAGUGGUAUCAUCUCACUGAAGAAGGAGCUUGAUAGGGAAGUUGUGAACGUGUAUGUUCUGACAGUUGUCGUCACUAACUUCGAAAAUGGACCCCAAACUUUACCCGGAGAAAAUAGCAGGCUCAGGAUUACAAUAAACGUGAUCGAUGAAAUUGAUACUCCUCCAGCAUUCACAAAAUCUCUGUAUGCAGCAGGUAUUAAUACCGGAGACAAAUCCGGGGACAGCUUGACAACAUUCACUGCAACUGAUGGCGAUUUCGAUGACAAACUGACGUACCGGAUCAUUGAUGGGACCAUGGAAGUGACCGACAGCUCUCUUCAGCAGUGGCAGAACCGCGAUCCGUUUAGAAUUCAGGAGAACACGCUGUUGCUGAAUUUUAAUGUUCAAGACAGUGCUCUGAAGGGCUUGUUCAAGUUUAACCUUGAAGUCAUGGACACAGGAAACAACAGGGACGAAGUUGCUUGUCAAAUAUAUAUCAUAACAGAAAAUAACCACGUGACCAUGCGGUUCCAAAACAAUGCGACCUACGCCGAAUCACGGAAGCUUCAGAUGGCCAACAUAUUUACAAAAGUGUUUGACAGUCAAAGUAACAUCAAGAAGGUGGCUAGAUCAAUGGACUCAGGUGUACCAAUCGACGACAAAGCCGAUGUGACCGCGUAUUUCGUGGAUGAAAAUAAACAAGAGCCGAUUGACAAAACCGAAAUAACUAGGAAACUUACUGACAAACAAACGUACAACGCAUUGCGAGACGCACUACUCGAAGAGAAGCUGGUAUUGGAAUCGAUCAGCGACCCAGAGAGUCAAACUACCGCUGACAUGGAAGGUGUUCUCCAAACGGUGUUAAUUGUGGUUUCGGUGGUCCUCGGGACAUUGGUCGUCAUCCUCUUCGCGGCCUUCUUCAUCAGAACCAGAAGCUUGAACCGUCGCUUGGAAGCCUUGUCCACCACCAAGUUCGGGUCUCAGGACUCGGGCCUCAACAGAAUCGGCAUGGCGGUGCCGAACACAAACCAGCACGCGGUUGAGGGUUCAAAUCCCGUAUGGGGCAACGACAAUGUCUCCAGCCAUAACUUCGACGCCUUAAGCCAAAGCAGUGGGGAUUCAGACUUGAUUGGCAUCGAAGAAAACCCGGAAUUCAGUCCGUACGCGAGGAAUGGUGUGUCCAACGAUGGCUUUACCCCGGACUUGGAGGCCGUGCGACGGGAGAGCGUAAAUCCUGUGCUGGCCAACGGAUACGGAAGGCGAGUGAGUGUGAAUCCACUGUCAGCCGCCGCCAUGUCCAGGAGCCAGAGUGUGGUAAAUCCCAUGGCCGGAGGAUUCAAAGCCGAGGACUCAGACUUCGAAAAGGACAGCAGAAGGUCCAGCGACAACGACAUGGAGGGAAACACGAACUUCACUUUCUUGCAGAAAAUGGAUUCCACGCAGAUAACAGAACUAUAGACGGAGCCUUCACGGAACAUCUGAACACGUGGAUCAAUCCAAUCCACACACCAACUACUUUGCAUUGCCGCUACGUAUUUGACGAUAAAGCCAAUCCGAUCGAGAGUACAAUAUCGUGGUAAUUUGCGAGUGGCAAUGGUGAGAACUUCCUUCCCCCUUACCAAAGGGCUAGAAAUCGAUGUUAAUGACUCUGUGUGCUGGCGUACUCUAACAUUCACUUUAUAGAACUGACUUCAAAAUGCAGUAUCUAGUUAUUAGCAUGUCCUCGCCGUUGCUUCAGUAAACAAAGUAUCUGAACUUCUGAAGACUGUGCCAGAAUCUACAAGGGCGCAGAGGAUAAACGAACUCUAAUCUGAAUUAACACGUAUUACAUUAUAAGUGAAACAAUUCAUAUGACGCCAGGAUUAGUCUAUAAGUCGUAUUAAAUUUGGUGCGCGUCGGUACCGGACACGUUCAGACGUGCUCCAAUCACGCGCGUUCUCCGCCAAAAGGCAUUUCUACAACAAAGUUCUCUAUUCAUUCUGUACACGAAACAUGGUCACUGCAGGUAAAUAUAUCAUAAUUUAUUCUCUCGUUACGUAAUCUUAAGUUCUGCCAAUGUUGUACGAAAUCUUAUCAACAGAUACCCCGACAUUUCUGUAACAAUAAUUUAAUAAAAUUAAUUUAAUUCUUUCGUG